AUGUAUGCAUGGGGUGCAAAUAGUCAUGGUCAGCUUGCCAUUGGCUCCACCGAAGACAAGGCGACACCGACGCGUGUUCCGAUCUCCUUGAAACCCGACCUUUUUGCUGGAGGUGGAACAUUUUCCGUUUUUGUCGAAAAUUCUGCGAUUUGGGCAGCCGGCCAGCUGCAGCCGAGAGAGGAAUUGGAGCAGCAGACCACAUUCCGGAUGGUGGGCAAAGUGGAUGAGGGCAUCAAGGCUCUUUCUUGUGGUUGGGACUUCUUUAUCGUUCUUUCAAAUAGUGGGAAACUCUACUUUCGGGGCCGCAAUAGGCCUGGUUUUGCUUUUGAUAACUCAACACCUUCCUGGGUGGGUGCACUAUCGCCGAUUGUGUUCGAUAUUGUCGAAACAAGGCAUAUUGCGGCGGGACUGCACCACGUAGUUGCUGUUUCGAGCACGGAUAAAGUGUACGAAUGGAAGGGUGGUAAGGUUCGAGAGGUUGUUGCGGAGAACUCGGGCAAAAUUGUGGGCUGUGUGGCUGGCGGACAGCAUUCUGUCUUAUGGACAGACGAUGGAUGUGUUGGUGUGUGGGGAGAUAUGCGAUUUGGACAGGGUGGUCCUGUGGCUGAUGAGGCAAAGGGACUUUGCAGAAAGACUGAUCGCGUGCGGUGGAUCCCCAGCAGUUUCUUUCUCAACAAAGGCAUUGUCGAUGUGCAGUCUGGUUGGAGCCAUAUUCUUGUGCUCACAGAAACUGGAAAGGUUUUUUCUUGGGGUCGUUGUGACUUUGGUCAGCUCGGACGUACGGUCAAUGCAGUUGCGACAGCAAGCAUCGCAUGGCCACAAAGUGGUCGCAUUUUCGACCCCACACCCCAUCCAGUGGCCCUGCCCACCUCUUCCGUUCGAUUGAUAUCAGCAGGGGCAGAGCACUGCCUCGCUGUGGUGGGCGAGAAUGAGGUGUGGAUGUGGGGCUGGAACGAGCACGGAAAUUGUGGUACUGCGUUGACGGUGGAGGCGGCACCGGUGGUGGUAGAAGGUGACGCGCCCUCAUCGGUGUUCUCGGAACGGGAGGACUGGUGUGUGGCGCUGCCGCGGCUCGUAUCAUUUGUGGGGAAGGGUAAUGUGCUCUUAGCGGCUGCGAGCUAUGGAUACUCCAUGGCGCUCACGGACGCGUAA
This is a messenger RNA of Echinococcus granulosus, 1152 nucleotides long. RefSeq names its product Secretion-regulating guanine nucleotide exchange factor. Gene Ontology annotation, cellular component: cytoplasm. Gene Ontology annotation, molecular function: guanyl-nucleotide exchange factor activity. Lineage: Eukaryota; Metazoa; Platyhelminthes; Cestoda; Cyclophyllidea; Taeniidae. The transcript is spliced from 6 exons. The record is from RefSeq and is a predicted model, not a curated record. Bases 1 to 1152 code for a protein of 383 amino acids.